Molecule: messenger RNA, 1117 nt
Organism: Closterium sp. Yama58-4
Lineage: Eukaryota; Viridiplantae; Streptophyta; Zygnematophyceae; Desmidiales; Closteriaceae
Source: the annotation of a GenBank genome assembly
AGCCGCGUUAGGCGGCGGAUUUCAAGGGGACUCGCAAUCUGGCUCUUCUAGUGCUGAUAGCGGGUCUGAUGCGGAUCUUGCUGCCGCGGCGCAAUCAGCUGCCGCCGCAGCAGGCGCUAUCCCCCUCGAUUCCCCCGUCACUCCUCCACCCCCGCCUUCCCCUCCCCCUUUGCCCCGCCUCACGCCAUACUCCCUUCUCAAGUUAGCCGUUGCCGCAGUAAUCGCGGUCACCGCGGGCCGCGCCGUGUUUGGCGCCGUGAUUGGCGCGGUUCUGCACCCAGAGGUGCUGCUGCGCGCCAGCUGGCUGCUCGUGGUGUGGCCGUGGCCCGCGGCGGCGCUGAUUGCGGCGUGGACGGUGGCGACGGCGGCGGCGGGAGGCGGGAAGAAGCAGCCGCUGUGGAAGCAGGUGGGCGUGCUGCUCGGCGCGCUUACGUGGCUCAUUCUCGUGCCCUGCGGGGCGUUUCAGGGCUACCUGGACGGGUGGCGGGUGAGUCUGUGUGUGCUGUACGCAGUGUUCUUCAGUGCAUCAGCCAUCGUGCGUCUGCAGCUCGCCAAUGCAAGCGCCAAUGCAAGCGCCAAUGCAAGCGCCAAUGCAAGCGCCAAUGCAAGCGCCAAUGCAAGCGCCAAUGCAAGCGCCAAUGCAAGCGCCAAUGCAAGCGCCAAUGCAAGCGCCAAUGCAAGCGCCAAUGCAAGCGCCAAUGCAAGCGCCAAUGCAAGCGCCAAUGCGAGCGCCAAUGCGAGCGCCAAUGCGAGCGCCAAUGCAAGCGCCAAUGCGAGCGCCAAUGCAAGCGCCAAUGCGAGCGCCAAUGCAAGCGCCAAUGCAAGCGCCAAUGCAAGCGCCAAUGCAAGCGCCAAUGCAAGCGCCAAUGCAAGCGCCAAUGCAAGCGCCAAUGCAAGCGCCAAUGCAAGCGCCAAUGCAAGCGCCAAUGCAAGCGCCAAUGCAAGCGCCGCCAAUGCAAGCGCCAAUGCAAGCGCCAAUGCAAGCGCCGCCAAUGCAAGCGCCAAUGCAAGCGCCAAUGCAAGCGCCAAUGCAAGCGCCAAUGCAAGCGCCAAUGCAAGCGCCAAUGCAAGCGCCCAUGCAAACCAGGCGCCCAUGCAAGCCAAGCGCCCAUCUUAA